AUGUCAUCUACUCCCAAUUCGCCCAAGCAGGAUAAAGUAGCGAGACAAAAGACAUUCACCGGGUGUUAUACAUGCAGAGCAAGGAAAAUACGAUGUGACUUGGCCAGGCCCCACUGUCAAAAAUGUCUAAAAGCCAAGCUCACGUGUGAGGGGUACGACAUCCGACUUCGAUGGUCUACUCCGAUUAGAUUCAACCCGACAAAGAAUGGCGACGUCAAAUCGACCAAAGUCAACUUCGGCAAUGUGGAGGGACUAAUAAUUGAGAGCGAGGAAAACCUUAAGGACGGUUCUCCUCCUCCUCUUGGCCAAGAGUAUUUCCAUCGACGACUUGUACCGUUUGUGGAAUGGGAGGUGCCGUACGACACUUAUGAGGACAUGGACCUGGAUCUCGGGUAUUUGCAGAGUAACAGCAACGACUCUGAUGUCAGCGAGGAGGGGCUAACGAAGUUGAAAGGUCCAUUUGGAGUAUUUCUUGGAUCCAAAAGGAGGAGCAAGCCCAAGCGGGAUGCACGAAAGAAGACGCAAAAGACAGGGAAGCAGGCGAUGCUGCCCAAAAAGAAGGCCAAAACCAAGACCAAGACCAAGUUACCCAAUCGAGAUGACGCAUUUACCCCUGCUAGUGGCAAUCUGAGUACAACGGCCACGCCUCAGCUGAUUGUGAUGAAUAAAGAAGAACAAGGUCAGGACCGAGACCAAAACCAGUCCUUACUUUCAAACGAUGCAAUGACCCUGACCGUGACCCUGACCCACGACCAAUUUUGGAUCUCGAGUGAAUUGAAAGACGCAGCCAUGAUCUCGGCUGCUGCAUUGGACACCCAGUACUUGGAUAUGAUGAAUGUUCCCUUAACCAACGACACCACAAGCUAUGACGGAGUAUUUACUUUCAAUAACCCUGACUUGUUCAAUUUGGUCUUCCACAAUCGGCCUCAACCAUUCACUACAAUGUCUCCUCAAAAUGACGUCUCGGCGAAUAUGUCAAUGUCGAAUCUCCUAAAUCAUCAGCACGCAGAUACCAAUGUGCCCACAUACUAUUCAAAUUUCUCAAACUUCUUCUACAACAACCCGUAUAAUGACAAUAAAAAUUUGGAAAUCGAGCUUCACGUGCAGUCGACUAGCGCAGAUGACACGGAGUUUAUCGAUGGCGAUCGAUCAAACGACUCCAAACUACUAGCGGCAAUUUUGAAAACCGUGCAGAGUCCACUCAAUGUCAAUUUCGAAUUGAGUGUACCGAAAAGCCAAAGCCAUUUCGGUAUCCCAACGACGGCACUACAAGUGCAGCCACUCACGCGCUACUUGCUCAAUUACUAUGUCACCGAAGUCGCCGACUUGAUGACUGUGAUACCGCUCACGGAGAAUCCAUGGAAGGCGAUAUACUUUCCGCGUGCAUUGAUGGCCAUCGGCGAGCUUUCGGCGUUGGGCAAAACCACCACUGCCAAAAACGCGUUGCUAAAUGCACUCUUGGCGGUUUCCGCAUUCAAUUUGCAAUCGAAAUUCCCCAAGAACUCCGAGCUGAAGAGGUUUUAUUUGAAUUUGGGUAUCGCGUUGAGGAACCAGGCGAGUCUCUUUGUUAAGCAGCUUUUAAAUCUGAAAGGAAGCAAUUUGCAAGCCGGGAUCGAGCAUUGCGUCACGCACGAGAAAUACAAGGAUGUAUUGUGUGCCGUGAUGACGAUGAUUAGUGUGGACUUGGUAUGGGGCACCAUGCAGGACACGGGGCUUUAUAUCUCGUGGUGUGGCAGGGUCAUUGUUGCCAAGAUGGCGACAAAGAAGAAACUAUCGCCGAAAGCGAGGAUUUUGCACCGGAUCUUCCUGUCUCUCAAGUUGAUCCAGGACUCCACCAGUUUGAAAUAUGAAACUAUACGGAGCGACUUUGAGUCGAGUUUAGCGACAGUUGGCGGCUACGACGUCAACGGCGACAAAUUUGGCAAACUGAGAACCGAGAGAAAUAACAAGGGAAGAAUAGACUUUAUCGUGAACAACUCUUUUUCCAUUCAACGAGUGGCAAACACAACGUCGCCCAAAUUCGUCAAUAAGAAAUUGAUCAACACCAAGAAAAACGACGAGAAUUUCGCUACGGAUGCCUUGUACGGCUUGCCCAACUCGCUCAUCUUGCUCUUUAGCGACACGGUGGAACUCUUGCGUGUGAAGAUAUACCAUGAUCACUCGAGGAAAAAUUUUCCACUGGAUUUUGAUGCUAAAGUACAGGAGUUGGAGCAAAGUUUGAGCAAUUGGACUCUAGACUGGGAGUUGUUUAAAGGGCAGGAUUUGAACUCCACAUCGGGGCGAACCAGUACCAAAACAACGGAUGGUGAUCAUGUCGAGGCCAGCGUCGAUGGCGAUGUUGAUGUCGACAGUGCAACACCAAAACCCCCCACUGGUGGUGCUAAUAACACCCACCAAACCCUCAAGAUGGACCCAGAACGAGAGGGCAAGAAAUUUUUUUACUCAUCGAUGCACGAAGCCACAUACCACCACAUUAUGUCCUUCUACCACGCACUAGUGAUUUAUUUUCAGCGAUUCGUGAAGCAAAUCUCACCGACACAACUACAAGCCGAAGUUGGGCAAACAUUAGAGCACCUCGAUGCAAUACAAAACCUAAUAGCUCAAGAUCGAGCUAAUAUUAUCCCUUUGUUUUGGCAAGGUUUCAUAGCGGGCUGUGAAGCCAUUUCCAAGGAUUUGCAGAUGGGGUUCAAGAAAUGGGGUGCUGAUAUUGCCCAGUAUUUGGGCAGUUAUUGGGGCGCACGACAAAUCAUGUUGGAAGUUUGGAGACGGAAAAGAAUGCAUGAGGCCCGAGAUGAUUGGGUUAGCGUGGUGCAGGACUGGGAGAUGAACUUGAUGUUGAACUAG
Lodderomyces beijingensis is the source of this 2844-nucleotide messenger RNA. NCBI's taxonomy places the organism in Eukaryota, Fungi, Ascomycota, Pichiomycetes, Serinales, Debaryomycetaceae. The record is from the annotation of a GenBank genome assembly.